AUGCCGGGACGACAAUCGCAUGGCCGGUCAUUGAUGGCCGCGCCCAAGGCCAAACCGGGCGGGAAAAAGGGCUCCAAGGCGAGGUCGCAGAUGAAUGCUCUCAAUGCCUUUGGAAUUGCGCAGGAUAUGUACCCCACGAAACACAAGAGAACGCCGCGAGCAAGGGAACUCGAUGCCGAAAUUGAGAGAAAACAUGGGCGAGACGAGGCUGGCGAAGACGACGACGAAGAUGAAGACGAGGAAGAGCAGCCCCGAAGAAAGAAGGCCAAGCGUCCAUCACGGGCAGAUGACGAUGGCGAGGAUGGCAGUGACAGUGAAGGCAAUGAAUGGCGCCUGGGCGGUUUGAGGGACGACGAUGAAGAUUCUGAAAUAGAGAGCGAUGAUGCAUUUGGAGACAGUGAUAAUGAGAAAUUUGAGGAGUAUUCAUUCCGAGGGAGCAAGUCGAAGCCUGAUGAUGAGUCGGAGGACGACUCGAAUGAUGACGAAGGAGAAACUCUUGGCGCAGAGGCUAUUGAUUUGGCGACCGCUCUGGAUCAGUGGGAAGAGGAAUCAGAUGACGAGCUCGAGGCGGAUGGCGAAUCUGGCUCUGGAGAUUCAGAAGAGGACGAAGACGAGUCGGAGGAGGAGGAGGAUGGAUCUAGUGAUGACGAAAGCGAAGACGACGAUGGUGCUGAAGCUGACCUCGAAAAGUUGAAUGCGUUGAAGGGACUCAUUUCACGGUACGGUGGCGAAAAGGAUGAUGACGACAAAUCGAAGUCGGGCACCGGACAGAAGCUUUCCCUCAAAGACUUGGGUCUCACAGGACUGAAUGAUCCAUUCAUGAAGAAGUCCCUCAAGUUGAUGAACAAGGAAGCCAAAGAAAAGCGACCCGGUGUCGUUCAAAAAUUGGCUGUGCCACUGUCCCGACGUGAGCAAGGUCGGCUGGACCGAAGCGUUGCAUACGAAAAGACCAAUGAGACCCUAGAUAGAUGGACGGAAACUGUCAAGCAGAACCGCAGAGCAGAGCACCUCGUGUUCCCGCUUCCUCAAAAUUCAGCCACUGCCGGCCUAGACACUUCGGAGAUUCAGCCUCUCAGCUCAGCCAAGCCUAGCAAUGAGCUUGAAUCCGCCAUCAUGUCUAUCAUGGAACAGAGCGGCCUUUCUAUGAACAAGGAGCCCAAGCCCAAACCUCAAGAGUACGACGAGGAGGGUAACCUGCUCUCACGGAAAGAAGUCCUGGCUCGAAAACGAAUGGAGCGAGAACUCAAUUCCAGAGAAGCCAAGCGAGCCAAGCGCAUCAAAAAGAUCAAGAGCAAAGCAUAUCACAGAGUUCACCGGAAACAACGGGAACGCGACGAAAUGGCUGCCAAGGAAGCUAUGGAGGAAGCCGGAGAGAUUGACUCCGAGGAGGAGAGAGAAGCACAGGACCGUCGACGCGCGUUGGAACGUGUUGGCCAGCGACACAAGGAGAGCAAAUGGGCCAAGAUUGGGUCCAAGACGAAGCGUGCCGUCUGGGACGACGACUUCCGCACCGGCUUGACAGAAAUGGCGAGAAAGGACGAAGAGCUCCGUCGACGAAAAGAAGGCAAGGCGGGCGUCGACGGCGACUCUGACUCCGAUGCAACCAGUAGUUCUGGCAGUGAUGACGACGAUGACGACAUUCGACGCCAGCUAAGGGAGCUGGAAGAGGACAACGACGAGCCUCAGUCAAAACUGAUGAGCAUGAAGUUCAUGCAGAAGGCCGAAGCGGCCAGGAAACGAGCAAACGACGACAUGAUUCGUCAAAUCCGCCGCGACCUCGAUGGCGACACCGCAGACGACUCCGACGACAUGCAAGCCGAUGACGAAGUCGGCCGCAGAAGCUACGGCGCAGCAGACUCAUCCUCCAAACCCGCCCUCGACACAUCAACCCGUGCGCCCAAACGCAGCCGAGUGCCAGAACCCAAAGACACAGACGUCGAUAUCAUCAUCAACAAUACCACCACGACCACGCAGCCACUAGAACCUUCAUCCUCCACAACAGGCGCCUGGUCACGCGGCGAAACGCGGCGCAAGAAAUCCGCCCCCUUGCGUGGCGAAGACCUCGACCUGAGCGCCAACGUCCUCGUCGCCUCACAACCAAAAUCCAAACCCACAAACAGCAACGGCAACGGCGACAGCCGCAACAACGACAGUGACGAAGAUGACUCUGAAACAGAGCAGCACAUGCCCCUGGCCGUCCGGGACCAGGCCCUCGUGGCGCGCGCCUUUGCAGGAGACGACGUCGUCGCCGAGUUCGCUCGCGAAAAGGACGAAAUCGCCGAAGCAGACGACGACAAGGUCAUCGACAAUACCCUUCCGGGCUGGGGGUCCUGGGUCGGCGACGGCGUCAGCAAUCGCGAGAAAAAGAGGCACCAGGGGCGCUUCUUGACAAAAGUAGAGGGUAUCAAGAGGAAGGACAGGAAGGACGCCAAGCUGGACAGGGUGAUUAUCAAUGAGAAGAGGAUCAAAAAGGUACAGUAG
Metarhizium acridum CQMa 102 is the source of this 2481-nucleotide messenger RNA. The record is from RefSeq and is a predicted model, not a curated record. NCBI's taxonomy places the organism in Eukaryota, Fungi, Ascomycota, Sordariomycetes, Hypocreales, Clavicipitaceae.